Molecule: messenger RNA, 2175 nt
Organism: Aplosporella prunicola CBS 121167
Lineage: Eukaryota; Fungi; Ascomycota; Dothideomycetes; Botryosphaeriales; Aplosporellaceae
Exons: 3
Coding region: 60-1781 (573 amino acids)
Biological process (GO): mitochondrion organization; lipid homeostasis
Cellular component (GO): mitochondrial inner membrane
Source: RefSeq, a predicted model, not a curated record
CGCGAGCCUUUGCUUUUCGUCGCACCCGCGCGUCCCAUUGCACGCUGCAAGAUGCGCAGAUGAUGCCCCCAUCUUUAUCCUUUCCUUCGCUACUGAAGAGAGCGGCUCCCUUGCCGUGGACGUGCCGGGCCUGCCUCCGCCAACAACAGCCUCUGCGCCAGCGAUUCGCCCAUGCGACUGCCCGCCGUGCGCCCAAGCCGACGAGCCGGCGGCGCAUACUGCUUGCCACGGCCACUGGCGGCGGAGUCGCCGCGACGGUUGUGGCGCUGAACGACGAUGCGAAGCACGCAGCAAUCGCCGUCCCGCGCAUAAGCAGAGUGGUCGGUACUCUCUUCCUGAACAUCAAUGACUACCGGGUUACUCUCAAGAAUGACGAAAACGAUCCCGACUACGCCGAGCUGCUCAAGGCAUGCCACAAACGCUGCGCCGAGAGGACACUGGUCACGCUGGAGAAGAGCGGCGGAAUGUUCAUUAAACUGGGCCAGCAUCUGAGCAGCAUGAACUACCUGCUCCCGAGCGAGUGGUGCGAUACUUUUAUCCCGCUGCAGGACAAAUGCCCGGUUUCGUCAUACGAAUCGAUCGAGAAGAUGGUGCUGCUGGAUACCGGGAAGUCCAUCACGGACAUGUUCUCCGAGUUUGAUCCCGAGCCUAUAGGCGCUGCUUCGCUGGCUCAAGUGCACCGGGCUGUGGUGCGAGAGACGGGGCAAAAGGUGGCGGUCAAGGUGCAGCAUCCGAUGCUGGACGAGUGGGCGCCGCUCGACCUGGUUCUCACGCGGUUUACCUUUGCGACGCUGAAACGCUUCUUCCCGGACUAUGACCUUACCUGGCUCUCGCGGGAGUUGGACAUCUCGCUGCCGCAGGAGUUGGACUUCCGCCGCGAGGGCGAGAACGCCACGCGUGCCAAGAAGUACUUUGCCCCGAUCAAGGAGCUGCCCGUGGUCAUCCCCGAAGUGCUGUAUGCGCAGCGCCGCUUCUUGAUUAUGGAAUAUGUGUCUGGCGCCCGUCCGGAUAACCUGGCGUACCUGGACGAGCACGGCAUCGACCGCGACGAAGUGUCGGCUGCCCUGGCCCGCAUCUUCAACCAGAUGAUCUUCGGCACGAACGCGCCUCUGCACUGCGAUCCGCACGGCGGCAACCUAGCCAUCAAGCACAACCCCAACCGGCGCGGCAAAGGCAACUUCGACGUGAUCCUCUACGACCACGGCCUCUACCGCGACAUACCGAUGGGGCUGCGGCGGUCGUACGCCAAGCUCUGGCUGGCGGUCCUGGACGCCGACGAGCCCAAGAUGCGCAAGUACGCCAAGGAAGUCGCGGGCAUCACGGACGAGUACUUUCCGCUGUUCGCGAGCGCCAUCACCGGCCGCGACUACACGGUCGUGCGGUCGGGCGUUGACAAGCCCCGUAGCGCGGCCGAGAAAGAGGCGCUUUCGGAUGCGCUGGGCGACGGCAUGCUGCAGCAGCUCGUGCAGCUGCUCAGCCAGGUCCCGCGGGUUAUUCUGCUGAUCUUGAAAACCAAUGACUUGACGCGCUCGCUCGACGAGAACCUCCAAACCCGCCAAGGCCCGAUCCGCACCUUCCUGAUCCUGGCCCGCUACGCCGCGCGCGCCGUCUACGAAGAGCAGACGGAGGCGCUGCGCGGGGCCGGCAGCCUGCUCUGGCCGAGCAAUCUGGCGCGUUUUGUGUAUGCGUGGGCGGCGUACGUGCGCGUCGAUCUCAAGCUGGGCGUUUAUGAGUGGUAUGUUGGGCUGCGGAGGAUGUGCGGGUUGCAGCCGCUUAUUUAGUGUGUUGUGUGUAUGAAGGAGAGGGGGAAGGGAGGAGGUGGGAAGAGGUGCGGGAAGGGGUUGGUUGGUUGAGUGUGUGUGUGUAUAUGCAUUAGCAUAGCCGGGCGUUGUUUUUAUGUUGAGUGUUUGGCUGUUUGUUUGUUCAACUAGAGAGACACGACCUUAGACGUGCUUGCUUCAGAUAGCGUAGACAGGUUGCAUUUUGCAUUUUGCAUAUUGCAUUGCAUUGCGCAUCGUUUGCUUGUUUGCUUGUUUGCUUGUUCGCUUGCUUAUUCGCUCUGCAUAUUCAAAAAGACUGAGACAGAUAGAGGUGCAUUGUUCAUCAUCAUCAUCAUCAUCAGCAGCAGCGUAGACUUGGUUGCUUGUUUAUUUGUCUGCUUACUUACUUGCUCGC